AUGACAAGAUUCUCUCCAAUUUCAGCUCCUACACAACGGUUAGUAACUUCUAUGCUUUGUGAUUCAAAUUUUAUAAAAGAAUAUAUAGAAAAGAAUCUAGAAAGGUUAAGGGGUAUGUAUGAGUUGUUUGUUGGAGGUUUGAAGGAAUUAGGGAUUGAUUGUGUGAAGAGUAGUGGGGGGUUGUAUUGUUGGGUUGAUAUGAGUGGACUAAUUCGCCCUUAUAAUGAGAAAGGAGAAUUGGAUUUAUGGGAGAAGAUGUUGAAUUUAGGUAAGAUUAACCCUACCCCUGGUUCUUGUUGCCAUUGUAUUGAACCAGGGUGGUUUAGGUUUUGUUUUACUACUUUAGAGAAAGAAGAUGUUAGUGUAGUUAUGGAAAGGAUUCGUGGAGUUGUUGAAACUUGUAAAUAG
This is a messenger RNA of Lactuca virosa, 408 nucleotides long. The record is from the annotation of a GenBank genome assembly. NCBI's taxonomy places the organism in Eukaryota, Viridiplantae, Streptophyta, Magnoliopsida, Asterales, Asteraceae.